Staurois parvus is the source of this 2380-nucleotide messenger RNA. The record is from the annotation of a GenBank genome assembly. NCBI's taxonomy places the organism in Eukaryota, Metazoa, Chordata, Amphibia, Anura, Ranidae.
GGAGGAGGAGGAGGAGGCAAGAAAAGCUCUAGUAGAGCCUGGGAUGAUGGAGAUGAUAUUUGUUUCUCAAGCAAACCAGUGGUAAAGAGUCAGGACCAGAGGCACAGUUCUCGAGCCCGUGGCGGCUCAAUAGUCAGCACUUCCCUGCAGACUCUUCACAUGACCACUGAGAACCAAGCACGGGUGAAAGCUCUGCUACGGGAUCUUCAAGCUCCAGAUCUGGAUGGUGCUAUUGACGAUGCAGGAUCUGAUUUGGAAGAGUCUGACUACAACAGCUCCCAGGAGGAGGAAGAUGAGAAUAAGAAUAACUCUGACGAAGACUUGGAGUUCAGUUUCUGGUCCUCCCCAGUAGCAAAAGAUCAGGCAGAUCAGCAGGUUGAAAUGUUACCAGAGGCAGUCAUAUCCCCUUUUGCUAUUGGAAAAUUAUCCCGGUAUGGCUUUGAUCGAGAGAGAUGUAUGAUUGCUCUCAGGACUCAUGAUGGAGAAGUUGGUACAUCUCUAGAGCAUUUGCUGCAACAGUGCUUUUCAGAAGCUUUUGGCAUGCAGAACAAAGCUGCGCAAUCUGCUAGUGAUAUUAAAAUGGAGGACAUCUUACCAUUACGUCAGGAAGAGGGCAUUUGUCCUUAGUUCAAUCUGUGGGGAGAAAUUUAUUGAGAGAAUACCAAAUAAAGUUUGGACAGUUGGACUGGAGCUGGAUUAUCUGACAGUCAGGCUGCAAAAGUCAACACACAAGGACAAUACCAAAGAAUUGAUGAAGUCAGAUCUUAGAAAUAUCUGUAGGUUUUUUGUAGCGGGUAAAACAUGCAGAUUUGGGUCAAAGUGUAGAUUUAAGCAUGAAGUACCAAAGCAGAUCUUGAAGGAUACAUCUCAUCUAAAUGCCAAUGCAGAUAGCAGUUACCUGUAUGAACUUGAAAUUCGUUUCCCAAAGGAUAACCAAUACCCCUAUGAACCACCACUGGUAGCGAUUCACUCACUCAAUGAAGACUUUCCAAUGGCCUGUCGACUGCAUAUGGCAGAAUAUCUUUAUGAAAAGGCAUUAAGACUUGCUCAGACUGGUGAACCGGCUGUCUACUCAUUGGUUACCUGCUUAGAAGAUGAACAUGACAUUGUAAAAUUGCUUGCAAACACACAUCACAGAUUCAGCAUCCCUCCACCUUUUAUACAACCAGCAACUUCUGAAAGCAAGAAACCACAUAUAAUUAUUAAUAAACCUCUCUCUUUUGAAAAACCAAGCCAUAUACCAGAAGGUAGGAAGGAACAGACAAUAAUAGCAGAAGUUAAUAAAAUUACCCAAACUGAGGAGGAUGAAGUAGAUGAUCUGGACUCUGAGGCUGUGGUAAUAGAAAAUGAAAGCUAUGUUAACAUGAAGAAAAAGCAAGCAAAGAAAUACAGCUGGAACCCUAAAUCAUUCCAAGCUGAAAAUGCCAAAAUCUGCAAGCACUUUCGCAUCAAGAAGGCAUCCAAGGUUUAUCAUGCUAUGCUUCAAGAGAGGAUGAAGCUGCCAGUGUGGCAGCAACAAGACAUUAUACUGCAGCUGAUGGCAAAGUAUCAAGUCUUGGUUGUAUGCGGUAUGACUGGAUGUGGUAAAACCACACAAAUUCCACAGUUCAUCUUGGAUGCUUCAUUAAAGGGAUCUUCCAGUUGUCUGGCAAAUAUUGUAUGUACACAGCCACGCAGGAUAUCUGCCAUCUCUGUCGCUGAACGUGUAGCUCAGGAGAGAGCGGAGAGAGUCGGAAUCUCUGUGGGAUAUCAGAUUAGACUUGAAAGUGUCAAGUCUCUAGCCACCAGGCUUUUGUACUGUACAACUGGAGUUCUUCUGAGGCGUCUAGAAGGUGACUGUACUUUGCAAGGUGUCACUCAUGUAAUUGUGGAUGAAGUUCAUGAAAGAACCGAGGAAAGUGACUUCUUGUUGUUGGUCUUGAAAAAUGUUAUGAGCAAGCGACCUGACCUGAAGAUCUUGCUUAUGAGUGCCACUGUCAAUGCUGAGCUGUUUUCACAGUACUUCAGUGAUUGCCCAAUUGUUCACAUACCAGGUCAUACUUUUUCCUGUUGAACAGUUUUUUUGGAAGAUGCAGUUGCUAAAAACAAGGUAUGUACUGGAUGAUAGAAGCCCAUACAAUCGCUCCUCUAGACAUUCAUCGACAAAGGAGACCUCUAAACAGAAUAAAGGAAAGAGCUACGAAGAGAUUAUGGGAGAAUUAGAAUAUGCACUCAACGGUACACUAAAGAUACAGGAAUCCAGGGUUGUAAAGGAUAAUAUGCCAGACCAACAACUAAGCUUCAAGGAGCUAUCCACCCGUUACAGUGGUAAUAUUAAUAAAUUAAAUUGGGGUCUAUACAAUUUCUGUCUGAUAAUGGGCAAAUGAAAUCUGAAUUGUUU